AUGUCAAUUUCAGAAGAACUCGCCAGGAGGCUGAGAAUCACUGCAGAUGAGGCUGACGAUGAUAUACUAGUCAUUGGCAUUGACUUUGGCACAACCUUUUCUGGUGUUGCCUGGGCCACUUUCGCCGAUUUUGAGAGUGAUCAAAUUAACCUAAUUACCACCUGGCCUGGUACCGGCAGGGAAGAGGGUAAAGUCCCGACUGAGCUUUUCUACGAGGAUGAUGAGAUGAUGUGGGGCUACGAGAUACCAGUGGACGGUGAUCCUAUCCGUUGGUUCAAGCUCCUCUUGCUAAAAGAAGAAGAUCUUGCUGAGGAGCUCCGCUCCUCUGAGUUCAUUCUCAGGGGCCGUAAGAUGCUGAAAGAAAACAACAAGACGGCAACUGAGUUGAUCGCCGACUACUUUCGAGCCCUCAGUACAUACUGCCUUGAGCAAAUCAAAAAAUCUCGCGGAGACUCGGUAGUGGAUGCCCUGAGAUUCCACAUUGUCAUCACCAUUCCCGCCAUCUGGAAAGGAUAUGCCAGACGGGGAAUGGAAGAAGCAGCAAGAAAGUCUGGUAUACUCGGACGACGGCCUGCUGGAGAAACAACUCUGAGCUUCGCGCCAGAACCCGAAGCGGCUGCUUUGUCAACCCUUUCUGAACCUGGUCGUAAAUCUCAACAAGGCGAUGUCUACAUGAUAUGCGAUGCUGGUGGUGGUACUAUCGACCUUAUAACCUAUGAAGUCAAUUCACUCGAUCCGAUCAAGAUGGGCGAAGCUGUCGAAGGCACCGGCGGUCUUUAUGGAGGCAUCUUCAUCGAUGAAGCUUUCGAAGCCAUGUGCAAAGCUCGACUUGGUAGAAGAUGGGACCGUUUAAGUAAGGCAGGCAUCAAGGAGAUCAUGAAAGGUGAAUGGGAACAUGCUAUCAAGCCUCAGUUCAGGCCCGGCAACAACGCGAAGGAAUACAUUGUUGGGAUUCCGGCGGAAGCGUUCGGAAAGGCUAACCUAGACGACGAAAGCCGUGAGCCGAUCAUCAAGAAGGGGCGCAUUCAUUUCAAGAGUUCGAAUAUACAACAAGCAUUCGCCUCCUCAUUUGCUGGUAUCGAUCGUCUUGUAGACGAGCAGAUCCGUAAGGCAGCACAGAAGGGAUUGCCUAUGACGGGAAUCAUACUGGUUGGAGGGUUGGGUGCUAGUCCCUACCUUUACGACCAUCUGAAGGCAAAGUAUGCAAACGCCCAGAUUAGCGUGCUACAAUCAGGUGGCAUGAAACCUCGGACUGCGAUCUGUCGUGGCGCAGUCUUCAAGGGUUUCCUCGAUGGUGUAUCCAACGGGGAUCUCAGUACACCAAACGGUGGUAUCUUGGAACCAAGGAUCAUGAUCUCGUCGACAGUGUCAAGAGCGAGCUUUGGGAUGACGUUCAGUGCCGUGUUCGAUGCUGCGGAGCACCUCGAAGAAGACAAAAUGUGGUGUGACAAGGAGCUCGUCUGGAACGCGAAGAAUCAGAUGAGUUGGUAUCUCAAAAGGGGUGAAAAUGUCUCCAAAAAGGAUGCAGUCCGUCACGAAUUCUACCAAGUUUAUGAAAAAGACCCCGGGCGCAAGUUUUCAAUCGCAUUCCUCCAAUGCGACGAGGUUGUAGCACCAGAUCGGCGCAUAGCAAGUGUGGUACCACUCUGCGAGUUGAAUUGCAUCAUCAACAAGUCUUUUUCGGAAUAUGAAGAUUACGUCAACCCCAAAGGCGUUAGAAUGAAAAGAUUCAGUUACGAAGUCGAAAUGGUGCCUUCCGGAGCAACCGUGGAAUUCGCUGUGUACCACGAUGGAAAGAAACUGGGGACGCAGAACACGAAUGUGAAAUUCCAAUGA
Molecule: messenger RNA, 1836 nt
Organism: Alternaria arborescens
Lineage: Eukaryota; Fungi; Ascomycota; Dothideomycetes; Pleosporales; Pleosporaceae
Exons: 8
Coding region: 1-1836 (611 amino acids)
Source: RefSeq, a predicted model, not a curated record